Messenger RNA from Wasmannia auropunctata (little fire ant), 4999 nucleotides. RefSeq names its product activating transcription factor 7-interacting protein 1 (gene wde). The transcript has 17 exons. The record is from RefSeq and is a predicted model, not a curated record. Gene Ontology annotation, biological process: regulation of DNA-templated transcription. Gene Ontology annotation, molecular function: transcription coregulator activity; protein binding. The coding region runs from base 963 to 4121 and encodes 1052 amino acids. Lineage: Eukaryota; Metazoa; Arthropoda; Insecta; Hymenoptera; Formicidae. Gene Ontology annotation, cellular component: transcription regulator complex; nucleus.
AAACACAUGACGACGUGUAGGUCGAUAACUUUUUGGAUACGCGUGUAUUCAUUACGAUGCCCUUGUACUUUGUUAUUUCGUUUUUCAAUAAGUUUCUUUCAUUCGGAUGUGUCAUAUAUAAACCCUUAAUUGAUCGUAAUUUCCUUGUAUUUUCCAUAUUAGUGUAAUACAAUGUUGUAGGCAACUAUAUACUAACGCGGUAGUAGGGUGGGAGAACCAGCAACGUUGCCAGAAUCGCUUGUUUAGUUUGCGAUGUUGCAGCCUGAUGGUCAAGUAUCAGACGAGUGCAGUCGGUUUCUGGCGUAUUUACCGUAAAUAUAACCUGUUUCCACGUGGCGAAAAGUUAAUAAUCCAUUGCCCGGAGUCUUCUCACGCAAUAAUAUAACAUGUCUUUUAGAUGCCUUUAAGGCGUCCUCAUGUCCUGAUUUUGGAUUUUGUGUUGUUGAGUUGGUAUCUACAUUAAGAAAAGAAUGUAUUUAGUGCGAGCACUAAACUAAACUACUCGCAUCCCGAUAAUAACUAUUGGGUCAUUUGGAGAGAGAGGGGAGGAAGGCGUACCAGGUAGAAGGAGGAACAACCGCGACUUCAGAAUACUUAUGAACAACAAGAGAUAAUUAAUUUUUCAAGAUCAAAAGUGCAGAAUCUAUAUUACGGUCAAGUAUUGGACCUAAGAUCGAAGUGACCUGACUAAAAUCAAUUAUCCUACGGUACGAAGUGGGCGAAGAGCUUUCCCCCACCAUGAACUCUGCCAUUGGUGCGUCGAGUAAAAGGGAAGGGUUCUAUUCAUCAACCGUUCAAUAAAACGAAUCCGUGACGAAAAUUCCACGUAUAAAUGAUUAAAAGACCUCACAUGAAACGCUGGAUGUCAUCAACAAGUUGAUUAUAAAUUGGGCCCAAUAUAAAUUGAAAGAUAUUUAAUAGUCACUAAUGAGCAGUGACAUUUUACUGUAUUCAAUUUUAUAAUGGAGAAGGCACAAACUGGAACAGUGCAUAAUUCAGAAACUAGUUCUGUAAUCUCACGUGUUAAUAAAACUGAUAUUGACGAACUGUCAAAAGAGAAAGAAGAAGAAUUAUUACUUGGUGCAGAAGAGGAAGGAGACGAUGAAGAUACACUGUCCGAUGAUAGUUUGCGUUUGAGAUUAUCUGACGAUGAGGAGACUGAACAAGAGGAUACUGCAACAAAUGAUGCAAAAUUAAAAUUGCCGAGUAGAACAGCUGAACAACCAAUUUUAGAAACAAUUUUAGAUACAGUUGUAGAGAAGACAUUAUGUUCUGAUGUGCAGACUGUGGAAGAAGUUCCCAAGCCUAAUAGUGAAGAACCAGCGCACAGCAAGGAACACAAUACAGCAGUUAAGGUUCCGGAAAAUUCGGCAUUAGAUGAAUGUACAUCCAAAAACGAACGAGUACAAGAUAGUACACAUAAUUCAGAAAAAACUGGUACGACUGUUAGUGAAUCUAAUGAAAAGUGUAUGUUAAAAUCUAGCAAAGAUUUAAAAAUUACGGAUGCAAGAAAUUCAUGUUCAAAUGCAAUAUCUGAAAAACAUACAACAUUAGAAAAUGAUAAUUUAUCUAUAAUAAAUAAAAUAAAUAAUCGUAUACAGACAAGUAAUCUUCAAAAUGCAGCAGUAAUAAUUUGCAGUGAAAAAAAUCCAAAAGAGAUAUCCGGCGAUAGUAAAGAAAUAAUUACGACCUGUGAGCUAAAUAAAUUAAACAAUAUAGAGAGUAAUAGUUCUUUUGUACAUACGUAUAAUGUUAAGAUAUGUAAUGGUGAAAAAUUGUCUACGUCUACAAUUGUUUCUAAUAAUAGUGAUGACAGUUUGAUAGAUAAAACAAAGAAAUAUAGUAAAAAUGAUGAUCACUCUUUAAAACACACACAUGCCGAACUUAAUGAUUCAGAUUAUGUAGAUUUAAUCAAAUCCGACAAUUCUAACGAUUCAUCAUCUCAUAAAGAUACUAUCGCACGUAAAAGUAAAAAAAAGAAAUCAGAGCCUGUGGAUAAAACAGAAAGUGAUAAUGUAUCAAAUACAUCAAAAAUCACAGAAAAGGUGACGAAUACUUCGGCGAUACAGAAUCAAAAUAAAUCACCCAAUGUCAAAAACAAUGCAGAAGUAACGAGCAAAGACCGUGAUGUUAAUAAUAAAUCUGUAAAUGACACUGCAAUAUUACGGACCUUUGUAUUAACACUUAACGAUCCAAAUAAUCCUAAUAAUGAGAACGGAACUAAAAACGUUGGGACUGUCGUUUCAAGAAGAAAACGAACUAAAACAAUUGAUAAAAUACAAGAUACUGAGGAAGAUAAACAAGAAGAAAAGGAGAGUGGACGACAAAAGCGGAAGACUGCUAGAAAUGCGGAAGAAAUAAUAAGGAAAAAGUAUCUUAAUAGCGACAGCGAUUCUAGCGCUAGUACAGAAGAAUUUGUAACAUAUGUAAAGCAAAAAUUGAAUCAGGAUGUAUGUUCUUCAUCACCACCACCUUUAAAUCCGCUAUUAAAACGUAAUAGAUCGGAAAGCGAGAUUUUUAAUGGUAAUGUUAAGAAAACGAAGAUGAAUGUCAAGUCUGAGGAAAAGAAAGAUGUCGCACAAUUAUCCUAUGUCGAGAAAUUUUUCCGUAGGGAUAUUAAAGAGCGAUUACCAAAACUUACGCAGGAGGAACUAGAAGAGCUCCUUAUUCAAAAGAUCGCCGAAACGAUCACGAUGCGCAGCGAAAUUGGACAGCUCAGAGAACAGGCUCGCAUAUCAGAAAGAUAUCAGGAAGUAACACGUGUAAAAAUGCAGCAAUUAAUGAAGCAAAUAAAGGACUUCGAGAUGGUGCUGAUUCGUAAUGAGAAAGAUCGCCGUGCGAAUCCCGAUAAAACUGUCCCGCCCAUAAAGAUAAAUCGAUCCGUAGGCUUGCAAGUCAGCUUCAUAACGGAACAUGGAAUUCAAAACUUACGGCAAGCUAUGAAUAAGUCUACAGUAAACGCUACGAACAGCAGUAUUUCUUCAUCUACUGAGACGAAUAACAAUGCGUCAAGCCCGAAGCGCGGUGGAAUAAAAAUAAGAUCGCCCCGGUCCGCGGUGACCAUGUUUUCCCCUGUAGUCACGCAGAGCGUGGUCCAAACUGCGCCUCUUAUUCCGAGUGUGACACCCGCGGCUUUAGUUGUUGCUAAACCCAUGGAAACCCAACACACGUUAACGCUAUCCAACCAACCUACGAACGUACAGCCAAUCUUAUCUGCUCCGCAACAGCAGAUUCAGUCGCAGCCGCAGCAGACCCUUGUCUUAAAUGGCAAAAUACAAAAUCAAGUAAAUCGUCCGAUAGUUUCGAAGCUAAGAAGUAACGAUCUUAUUGAUCUCACAGAUGAGGAAGAGAAGAAUAAAUCAAAUGUGAAAGUUACGAUUGCAUCUACAAUUGACCAGCAAUUGAAUACUACAUCGAAACCUGUGCAGUCCUUCCAAAGGGUAAUACAAGCAACAAUACCGGCGAACGUAGCAAUUUCGCAACCGACUAGUAUAAAAGUGAUAACAACUAAUCAACAAGCAACACCAAUCAAUAAUGGAAAGCCGCCUAGAGUGGCGUAUGUGAUGCAAAGUGCGAGCACAGGCUCGCAGAGACCAGUACUGAUAACAAAUCCUACUCAGCAAGUACAAAUACGGCCAGUGAGCGCAUCUAACAGACCGCAAUUUUCAACUGUUACUUAUAAGACAGGAACGAUCGCGAAUGGUGCUGUGCGCGUACUAACCACGCCAGUUUUGUCAAAUGUUCAAAUAAAUAAGCAUCCAGCACCACUGCCAGAUAUUCCAAAUUACGCACCGACGCCUGGCUGGAAGCUUCCACCGCCUGCACCAUCGUUGAAAAUUUCAAAAGUGUCAAAUGGGAUAGUGCUAUCCUGGAACAUGAGCCUGUCGGAUAAAUAUGCGGAUAUUGCUAGUUAUCAAUUGUACGCGUACCAGGAAGUCGCUGGCGUAAAUCCUAACACGUCAUUGUGGAAGAAAGUAGGGGAUGUGCGUGCACUGCCGCUUCCUAUGGCGUGUACCUUGACUCAGUUUUCCGAGGGUAAUAAUUAUUAUUUUGCUGUCAGAGCAGUCGAUACGCAUUCUAGAAAAGGACAGUACAGUAUACCUGGAAAUAUUUCUUUGUAAAGGAGCAACAUCAAGUUUCGUGAUUACUAUUCCUUCCUUGUUUCUCCUUUAUUUUUAUAUUCUUGCAUUCGAUGUGUAAUUGUGAUAAAAAUAGUUUGUAGGUAAUCUCGCAAACAGCGUGGUUUAUAUUACGGAUUUGAUUUGACGAUUUAGCUGAUAUUCAUUAUUUCGGAAAUUGAACCCAAAUAGUAAUUGUUUCCGUUGGUAUUACACUCAUAAAUUCUUCCGAUCGCAUACAUAAGUAUAAUUUAUUGUAUAUAAUUUUUGAUUUCGCAAUAGAACAUUUUGUUUCUUUUUAUUAAUUUCUUUUAAUAGAUGAAUCUUCACACAUUCUUUUAGGGCAAAAUAUCGAUUUUCACAACAUAAUUGUAAUUUCUUAAAAGACAUUUUUAUGAUAAAUUCAUGAAAGUAUUUGAAGAUUUUUGCUUUUUGAUUUUUUAUUGCUGAUGAACAUUUAACUGUCACAGUACGUAAGAUAGAGAAUUCUAAGCAAAAGAGAAUUUUCAUAUAAUUUAAACAUACGUAAUGUUAUUCAAAGAUCAAUUUUUAAGGAAGUUAUUCGAACCCAAUUAAAGGUUCUAAAAUAACAAUGUACUUGCUUGAUUGUUUACGCUGAGUGUCACUGAACGUUAAAUGAAAGAUAGCGAUAGAUAACGACAGACAUAACAAUCGUAGCACAAAGUGGGGAAUGUUUUGUACAUUAGUUACUUGAUAUAAUUUCACUUCAUCGGAUGAUCUAUUAUUCAUAAUGAUCGUUAAAGAACUUAACUUCGAAUAACUUGUAAAUUAUUAAAUUAUAAGUACGAAAAAUUAUUGUAUAUAAAAGUUACAUAAUUUCGAGAGAGCUCAUUACAUAGUGUUAUUUUUUAAUACAUUUU